Chaetomium strumarium is the source of this 936-nucleotide messenger RNA. Its product is annotated as Alpha/Beta hydrolase protein. The coding region runs from base 1 to 936 and encodes 311 amino acids. The record is from RefSeq and is a predicted model, not a curated record. NCBI's taxonomy places the organism in Eukaryota, Fungi, Ascomycota, Sordariomycetes, Sordariales, Chaetomiaceae. The transcript has 3 exons.
AUGGCCGUCACUCCUUCUAAGCCGCGCCAUGAGGUCGUCACGUGUAAGACCAUCGACGGAAUCACGCUGGAGGGAUGGUUCUAUCCGGUCGAGGGCCCUGCGCCCGCUAUUGUGAUGACCCACGGUUUCAACUGCGUCAAAGAGAUGAGUCUCUCGGACACAGCCGAGGGCUUCCAGAGAAGAGGCUACAAUGUGUACCUCUACGACUCCCGCAGCGUCGGAGCCAGCGGCGGACACCCGCGCAACCAGAUCGAUCCCCUGCAGAUGGCCGAAGAUGUUUCAGAUGUUGUAAGCCACGUGAUGUCACUGCCGAGUGUUGAUCCGGCCAAGGUGUUCCUCUGGGGCAUGUCCCUGGGCGGCACCGUCAGCGCCGUGGCGGCCAUCGUGGACCGGCGGGUGGCUGGCGUGCUGAUGGUCUGCCCCAUCUUCCACUUUGUGCGGCCGGACCGGAGGACACGCGCCUUUGCGCAGCUCAUGCGCGACCGCGUCUCGCAGCUUCGCGGCAACGAGCCAUACACGCUGCAGCCGUUCAACAGCAAGGGAGAGAACCCGAUCGGUAUGGCCGGUGCCGGUGGCCCCGGCGGACGCGAGGCCUACGUGCUGAUGCGCACCGCGGUCGAGCGAGGCCAUCCGAGCUUUCGCGACCGCAUCACCCUGCAGACCUACCACAAACUUGCCCUCUUCCAGCCCCUCCCGCUCAUGGAUUUGCUGGAAGAGGUGCCUGUCAUGAUGAUGGUGCCUGAGCUUGACGACAUGUCGCCGGCCGCCGAUCAGCGGACGGCCUUUGAGCGUCUGCGGGUGCCCAAGAAGAUGUACUUUGCCGAGGGCAGGGGCCACAUGACCAUUCUCACGGGGGAGGGAACCGAGGACAUCUUCGAGGCCAUGGUCGGCUUCUUUGACGACGUAUCCUCGUCGCGCUUUGUGUCCGACUCCUGA